Molecule: messenger RNA, 8191 nt
Organism: Aquila chrysaetos chrysaetos
Lineage: Eukaryota; Metazoa; Chordata; Aves; Accipitriformes; Accipitridae
Gene: KDM1A
Product: lysine demethylase 1A
Exons: 20
Coding region: 43-2595 (850 amino acids)
Biological process (GO): regulation of DNA-templated transcription
Cellular component (GO): nucleus
Molecular function (GO): oxidoreductase activity; protein binding; flavin adenine dinucleotide binding
Source: RefSeq, a predicted model, not a curated record
CCUCCUUUGUGCGAGGCGGCGCGGCACGGCACGGCCGGGGCGAUGCUGUCGGGGGGAAAGAAGGCCGCGGAGGCGGCGGCGGGCGGCGAGAGCGGGCCUGAGGCGCCGGUGCCUCCUCCCGCCGCGGCGGGGGCCCUGGGCUCCUCUGCUGAGGGCGGCGGGGCUGCGGAGCGCACUCCGCGCAAGAAGGAACCACCGCGGGCCUCGCCCCCGGGCGGUCUGUCCGAGCCGCCGGCUGCCGGCGCCGCCUCUGCGCCCAGCGCCGAAACUACUGGCAUCGCCGAGACCCCCGAGGGUCGCAGGACCAGCCGCCGCAAGCGGGCCAAAGUGGAGUAUAGAGAGAUGGAUGAGAGUCUUGCAAACCUGUCAGAAGAUGAGUAUUACUCUGAAGAAGAGAGAAAUGCUAAAGCUGAGAAAGAGAAAAAACUACCACCACCACCUCCACCAGCUCCUGCAGAAGAAGAGAAUGAAAGUGAGCCGGAGGAGCCAUCUGGGCAAGCAGGAGGACUUCAAGACGACAAUUCUGGAGGGUAUGGAGACGGCCAAGCAUCAGGUGUGGAGGGUGCAGCUUUCCAGAGUAGACUUCCACAUGACCGUAUGACAUCUCAAGAAGCUGCCUGCUUCCCUGAUAUAAUCAGUGGGCCACAGCAGACUCAGAAGGUGUUUCUGUACAUCAGGAACCGCACCCUGCAGCUCUGGUUGGAUAACCCAAAGAUUCAGUUGACAUUUGAGGCAACUAUCCAACAAUUAGAAGCACCUUAUAAUAGUGAUACGGUGCUCGUUCACAGAGUACACAGCUAUCUGGAGCGGCAUGGUCUAAUCAACUUUGGUAUUUACAAAAGAGUGAAGCCCCUUCCAACCAAGAAGACUGGAAAGGUGAUCAUUAUUGGUUCUGGAGUCUCUGGGUUGGCAGCAGCUCGCCAGCUGCAGAGUUUUGGAAUGGAUGUCACAGUUCUGGAAGCCAGGGAUCGAGUAGGAGGAAGAGUUGCUACCUUUCGCAAAGGGAACUAUGUUGCUGAUCUAGGAGCAAUGGUGGUAACAGGACUUGGAGGAAAUCCCAUGGCUGUGGUCAGCAAACAAGUGAAUAUGGAAUUGGCUAAGAUCAAACAAAAAUGCCCACUUUAUGAAGCAAAUGGACAAGCUGUUCCAAAAGAGAAAGAUGAAAUGGUGGAGCAAGAAUUUAAUCGUCUGCUGGAAGCCACAUCCUACCUCAGUCACCAGCUGGAUUUUAAUGUUCUCAAUAAUAAGCCUGUCUCCCUAGGUCAGGCUCUAGAGGUUGUCAUACAAUUGCAGGAGAAGCAUGUGAAGGACGAGCAGAUUGAACACUGGAAAAAAAUUGUGAAAACACAGGAGGAAUUGAAAGAUCUUCUUAACAAGAUGGUUAAUUUAAAAGAGAAGAUUAAAGAACUUCAUCAACAGUAUAAGGAAGCAUCAGAAGUGAAGCCACCUCGGGAUAUUACAGCAGAGUUUCUUGUGAAAAGCAAACACAGAGAUCUGACUGCGCUUUGCAAGGAGUAUGAUGAAUUGGCAGAAACACAAGGAAAGCUGGAAGAGAAGUUACAAGAACUUGAAGCCAAUCCACCAAGUGAUGUUUAUCUGUCAUCAAGAGACAGGCAAAUACUUGACUGGCAUUUUGCAAACCUAGAAUUUGCUAAUGCUACACCCCUAUCUACGCUUUCACUGAAGCACUGGGACCAGGAUGAUGACUUUGAAUUCACAGGCAGUCACUUGACUGUGAGGAAUGGAUAUUCCUGUGUGCCUGUAGCCUUGGCAGAAGGGCUGGAUAUUAAAUUAAACACAGCAGUUCGACAGGUUCGCUAUACAGCAUCAGGCUGUGAAGUGAUAGCUGUAAAUACCCGAUCUACUAGCCAGACUUUCAUUUACAAAUGUGAUGCUGUGCUGUGUACUCUUCCCUUGGGAGUAUUGAAACAGCAACCUCCAGCAGUACAGUUUGUGCCGCCUCUUCCUGAGUGGAAAACUUCUGCAGUGCAGCGUAUGGGAUUUGGCAACCUUAACAAGGUUGUGUUGUGUUUUGAUCGUGUCUUCUGGGAUCCAAGUGUCAAUUUGUUUGGUCAUGUUGGUAGCACUACUGCAAGCAGAGGAGAACUUUUCCUGUUUUGGAACCUGUACAAAGCACCAAUUUUGUUGGCCUUGGUAGCAGGAGAAGCAGCAGGGAUCAUGGAAAAUAUCAGUGAUGACGUCAUUGUUGGACGGUGCCUUGCCAUCCUCAAAGGCAUAUUUGGUAGCAGCGCUGUGCCACAGCCUAAAGAGACUGUGGUGUCCCGCUGGCGUGCUGACCCAUGGGCCCGGGGAUCGUACUCCUAUGUAGCAGCUGGAUCUUCUGGAAAUGACUAUGAUUUGAUGGCUCAGCCAAUUACUCCAGGGCCAGCCAUUCCAGGUGCUCCUCAGCCUAUUCCUCGCCUGUUUUUUGCAGGAGAACAUACAAUUCGCAACUACCCUGCAACCGUUCAUGGUGCUUUACUGAGUGGACUGCGAGAAGCCGGUCGCAUUGCAGACCAAUUUCUUGGGGCCAUGUAUACUUUGCCUCGCCAGCCUACACCUGGGGUCCCCCCACAACAAGCUGCCAGCAUGUAAAGAAAAGUAGAAGGUACCAGAAGAGGAGUGACAAGACCACAGUGUUGCUGUUGUGGACUCUUUGGGAUGAAGAUAUUCACGUAGUCUGUAACAGUACCUGCUGAAAAGACUCAGCCAUGAGUUACUGUAUAAUACUUCCGUUAGAAUGGCCUUACAAAAACUUACCUAACCUUUGGCUUGGCAUCCUUUUACAAAAUCUCUUAUAGCUAUUUGAAGUGUCAGUGUACACGGAAUCCUUUACUACCAAGCUGGUCAGGGACUUUUUUGACUCUGCAGAUACUUUUUGAAAGUCAAGCUUAUAGCUGGAGGGUUUUUAGGUUUUUUUUCUACCUAUACAUGUAUUUACAGUUCGGUAAUUGCACAAGGCCCUCUAGAAGCUGGUUGCUACGAAUAGUAGCUUAGUGUAGAAUUUAUGUAAACUUCUUUGGUUUUUGUUUUGUUUUUAUUGUUUUGUUUUAAGGAAUAAUAUUUUUUGACCAAUUCUAUUCUUACCUGGCAUUUGAGAAGUUGGUGCAACUGUUUGCCUACCAGCAAAUCACACCUCUCCAAAAUGGUCCUUUGGCUGCUACGCCAUGUGCAUCCUGUUUUAGAAAGAAAGCUGGUAUUACUAGGAGUGUGCUAAGCAUACUGUUUUAUUAAAUACUUUCAACAAAAGAAAUCAUCAGAAUUGGAUAUUUGUAAGUUAAAAGCUAGAAAAAUUAUUCCUAUUUGUUUAUAUGGAAACAGAGUUGCCUAGACAGUAAGUUAGCUGAAGGACCUAAUCUCUUGACUUCUGCACGCUGCAGGUAGGCACUCUGUGUACCUGUUGAUUUCAUUUCUGCUAGGUUGAUGAGAUGGUGUCGCAGCUGCCAUUGUUAUGCUGAAAAUCACUUUGGUUUGGCUGCUUUUCCAGAUAUUUUUCUUCUUAUUAAUUCAGUGCAUAGAGCCUUCCUUUCAUUGCACAGAGCAGUCUUAUUUACAUUUAGGUCCUUUUUCCCUGUCCUCCAUUCCCUGGUUAGCAUUAGACUUUUCUUAUUUCUUCCAACUUUUCUCAUCCUCCUCUUUCUACAGUUUAUUUCCAUCUCAUCUAACCAUCAUCUCUGUUCACACUGGGGUUUUUUCUACUUUUCAGUUUUUCUGUUCUCACUCUAUCUGACCCCAUGUCUGUACAUGUGCAGUCUGUCCCAGCUUCCUUCUGUCCUUGCACGUUCUGUUCUGCUGGAGGACUGGUACCUCCUCUAGUUCCAUGCUCAUCCCUCUACAAUAACAUGGCCCACACUUCUUCCUGAAGAAAAUACACAGACAAACAUGACUGCAGCCCCUACUUGUUUAUAGCUGUAUUGUCUUUGGCCACAGACUCUCCAUCUUCUAGCAUCAUUGCUUCUCCUGUUUUCUUGUGUCUCCUUCUUAGUAGCUGGAGAUCAUUCUUUCUCCUGACUAUGUCUAUUAUCUUAUGGUUGCUUUCUCAUUAGAUGUUGAAGUCUGGGGGGGGGGGGAUCUCCAUAGGCCGUCCUUCCAACAAGCUGUGAGAAAGGGGAGGACUCUGAUGCGGCAGGGGUAAUAGUCUGUGAGGGGCUACAGACUUGAGGUGUCAAGGGAAUAAGCCUAUUUGAAGUGGCUGAAUUUGGUGCCAUGGGGGACCCUCUAUCCUGAACCUCUGUCUAAAUUAGAGCUGCCUUCCCCGUAUAUCUAACUUGGCAAAUGUUGUUGCUACUUGAGCCAUUUAUUGAAGGGGGUACUCCUCAGCAGCACUACUCAUCCUCGCUUUCCCUUCCAGGGGACAAGACAGACUUUGUGAUGGUUGGUCAGAAAACUGCCACUGAAGUGGGGCAGGAAUUGGAAGUCCAGCAGGACAUGGAAGAGGGGUGUCCAGGGGGUGACUUGAGAGUAAAUAGAGAGUAAUUUGAGACCAAAGACUCCCUACCUUAUGUUCAGGUAAAAGCCUGUCAGCACCACUACCCAGAGAAAUCCUGAUCCACAAUGAGAGGUGUGACAGGCAUUUAAAAUCCACCAACAGCUGAUAUAGCCUCUUGGCUAGUCUGACUGAAGAUGGGAAAGGAACCUGAGAGUUGGGGUGCUAUGUUCUGUAACCAGGCUUCCAGCCUCUAUGGGUCUCCAUAUUUGUGGGGUAGUUUGCUGUUGGGAUUGGUGGUGGUGCUGUCUCUUGCCAUGAGGACUGUCAUCCCACUUGCUCUAGCAAAGUGUCAAAAAGUCAGGAAAGCACUUCUGGCCCACAGGAAAAUAAAAUAGUCCUCAACUUAACAUAGCCAAAUGGUGUAUUUUCCAGUCAAAUAUUAAGCCACUUCUGCAUCAGGCUAUUAAUGUUAUUUUCAGCUGCUUUGUUCUGCUUUAUGUUUGUUCUGACUGAGACUUAGCAGAUUAUUCAGCAGGCUAAUUCUACCAAACAACACGCAGUAGUUUGUCAAAGACUUUCAAAUGUAAACAAACUUCCUUUUGCACAUUGCCAUUGGUUUGACUGAGUGGGGCUAAUCUUUUGCCUGACAACCAGACUGUCCCGCUUUCCCUUUUCAAAAAGACAUCUGAAAACUAUGACCACUGAAGUAAGAAGGUGGAGAUGAAGUCCUGACAGUUCCCACCCUUUUUGAAGGUGUGCAAGGAGUUGGUGGGUGUUAGCUGAUGGUGGUGAUGGGCAUAAGCAAAGGAAUAGGAAUGCCAGGAGGAGAUGAGGACCCCCUGUGACUUGAUGUAGCCCAUUUGUUGCUUUCAGAGUCUUCACUGGAAGAUGAAGACCAUGAUCUGGCCUGCUGCACCCUGCCCUCCAUUAUCUCUGGGGAGUCUGGACCAAUUCCUCAGCCAGUCCCUGCUAACCAAGACCUAGUAGGUAUUAGAGAGUGAACAGCUCAGAGUACUUUCAGCUCUUAGGGGUGUUUGAGGCUCAGCAAAGACACAGAUAAGGCUGUGCAGCUAGUUGCUGGACACCUCAGAGCUGCUGUGCUGCAGCUCCUGCCCUGCAUGGCCCAGUUUCUCAUGGUCAGUGGCAUUGAUUGCAUCCUAAGCAGAGGGGAGCAGUGGUUGGGUGGAGGUCAGAGACUGCUCCCUCUAUUCUGGUUGUAUCCUGUGGAAUUCCUGGCAUGGGGGGUGGAGUGAGCUUGGGGGGAAGCACUAUCACCCCAAGGCCAGCUGGAGACCUGGAAAAAGUGGCCUGAGCACAUAGUGUUAAGUCAACUUAGUGUUGGGGUUCAGCUCUGCCAGGCUACAUGGUGAAACUGCCAUUGUUUGUCCAGGAGCAGGAUGGUCUCGCACUCUUUGCAGCACUACCAGUGUGUGAUACUCCUUGAGCAGGUACUCUCCCAGCAGUUAGCAGCUCUUACCCCGCUGCUUCUGUCAUCCCAGGAGUGCUUUCUGCUGUACCUCAAAUGGUGGCUUCAAGUCCAGACUAUCAAUGUAUGUGUUUAGGAGCAUAUUGCUUUCUGCUCCCUGUGCCAGGGUCUGUUAGAUGGACCUUUGGUCUGACCCAUAAUGGCUGGUUCUAUUUAAGUGCUGUCUGUGCAGUCUUCCUACCCCUGUGACCUGCGGAGGAGGAGAUGGCAUUGUAACUAAAUGGGUCACCAGGCCCUCUUCAUCUCAGCGUCCUCCUUCAUGGUAUAGCCAUUCUUCCCCUUGCUGCUGUUUGCUUGCCCUAACUUCCCUGUAGGGAUUGCCUGAUCUGUUUCAGUGGAUCAUGGAUAACCUUUAUCACAGAUUUGAGGCUGCUGGGCACAGUCACAAAAACUUGUGAUCAAGUCUGGUUGCACCUUCUGUAGCGUACCUUUCCACCUAUUCUCAGGGACUUGCCACUUCUCGCUCUGCUCCAUGGGCAGGUGAAUUGUAUUUCUGACAACAAAACUGAUUGGUGCCCAUUUUGGAAAGAAAUAUGUUCUUCCUUAGUUGGACCUCCCUUUCUGUACUGAAGAUGAAGGGCCACAGUAAUCUGCCAUGGGGUUCUAAAUCCUGAGUGAAUGCACACAUUGCCUAGUCAGAUUGUGAUUUUGGAUGGGAUGAAUCUGCAGGUAGAUUUGCAUUUCUCAGUUCUCCAGAUGCCUGUGUUUUUGACAGGCGCUAGCAUCUACUUUGCAAUAAACUACUGUUAGCUCAGGGUCUUUGUGUACAGUCUUUGUAUGGAAUUCAGAAUAUUUGCUAUGGUCUUGCCUGUAGUGGAAAUUAAUUGCAAAGCAUGGGUUCUCCCUGUUUUGCUAUCUUAGUAAUUGACUGGAUCAUAAACCUAGAGGAACAACUUCACUGGGGUGACUCAGUUUUUUUUAUUAUUAAUCUUUUCAUUUGACUAGGUCUCUUGCUAUAUUUCUAAAAAAGUUCAGCUGAGGGUACUAUGGUCAACAAGGUGCGCUCAGAGUUCAUCUUGCAGUCUUCAAGCCAUGAAGUGGCUCCAUAAAGUGAGGUGACUAAACUUAAUUUAUUUGUAUCCUUCAGAUUCUUUUUAAAGGUGGUGAUAAUUCCAUGAGUUACUUUUCCAAAAAAUGUUUACCAAAAGAGAAUUAGAUGCCAUGGGCUGAUUUGUUUUUGAGUUCGCUGCUUUUACCAAUGAUUUUUUUGCAAUUUCCAAUGUAUCUAAUUUCUGAAGGUGCGAUUUUUUUGUUGUUGUUCAUUUGGAAGCAAUAUUGAAAGAUACAGGAGAUGCUUACACUGACAUUCUUCCCUAAAGCACACAGAUAUUACAGAACUAUUGGCAUGCUUCCAGACCUUAUGCUCUGGGUGAUACCAGCAUCAGCUGGAUAAAUACCAAAAAACCCCACAAGUCACCUUUAGAGAGGUCAGUGGAGAGCGAAAGCAUCCUUUUAAUUACCUGUGCAUAUCAGUCAUGGAAUGUGUCUUAUCCAAAGAACAAAUUGUCUUAAAAUUAGGGUUUUUUUCCAGCUUUGCCAAUUUGUCUGCUAAAAGCUGUUGCUUCUCUAUAGAGUCUGUUGGCUUUUAUUAGCAAAUAAAAUGGAGUCUGUCCAUUACUUCCAGGCACUAAUAGGCAUCAAGUCAACGUGGUGUUUAGAAAUUCCCGGGAAAACAUCAAUCACAGAGGCUGAGAAAUACAAUAAAAUAUCAAGGCAAAUAUUGAUGUUAGGAAUGCAGCCCAGGCUUCACCAUCCUGCACUUCUGUGUGCACAGCAUCAUCACAUUCUUAACAUACACACAUAGAUAACGGGGCAGAGUAGCUGACCAAAUUCACUAUCGUGCAUGGUGAUGUGGUACUGGGAGCCUUAAAGUCAUAUGAAAGGGUGACCAUGCUUCAAAGAAACAAAGCAGACACAUAUUUUUACUGUAGCUGUAGGUUCAACCUUUCUGUGUCUUGCCCAAUGAAUCUGUAAGAAAGGCUGACAUCUAGACUGGCCUUUCUUCAAUUAUAUUAAUGGGCCUGUUUAUACUUGGAAUAAUUUUUGUAGUUUCUUAUGCAAAUACUGUCUAGUGUAGUACAUACUUCAUAAAAUAACAAGCAAAAAAAUAGCAGCAGGGUGACUUGUUCACAAGCAUCCAGAAGUGCUAUUGAGCUGAAGAAAUCACUUGCCAUGUUCGUGCUAUAUCAAAAUAUUAGAGGUGGACUCAGCUGUACCAGUAAGUGCAAACUUCAGACCGCUGCCAAAUAAAAGAUGUGCAAAGACAUUUCAUGGAA